GAAUUAACACGAGUGGAAAUGUUUCCACACCUUCUGAGGUGCUCAAGUACUGCGACCAUCUACAUGGCAAGUGGUACUUCUCCGAGGUCCGCGCCAUCUUCUCGCGUCGCUACCUACUGCAAAAUGUUGCCAUUGAGAUCUUCCUCGCCAGUCGGACGUCCAUCAUGUUUGCCUUCCCUGACCAGGCCACCGUGAAAAAAGUGAUAAAGGCGCUUCCCCGGGUCGGCGUGGGCGUCAAGUAUGGUAUCCCGCAAACAAGACGUGCCUCUAUGAUGUCCCCUCGCCAGUUGAUGAGGAACUCCAACAUGACUCAGAAGUGGCAGCGCCGUGAGAUCUCAAACUUCGAGUACCUUAUGUUCCUCAACACAAUUGCUGGUCGGACAUACAAUGACUUGAACCAGUAUCCAGUAUUCCCAUGGGUUCUAACAAAUUAUGAGACGAAAGAACUGGAUCUGAGCCUGCCCAGCAAUUAUCGUGACCUCUCAAAGCCUAUUGGUGCACUGAAUCCAAGUCGGCGAGCAUAUUUUGAAGAGCGCUACAACAGCUGGGAACAUGACAGUAUACCACCUUUCCAUUAUGGUACACACUACUCCACAGCAGCAUUCGUUCUCAACUGGUUGAUACGAGUGGAGCCAAUGACAACCAUGUUCCUGGCUCUUCAGGGAGGCAAAUUUGAUCAUCCAAAUCGACUUUUCUCCUCAAUUGCACUCUCAUGGAAGAGCUGCCAGCGAGAUACCUCUGAUGUAAAGGAGUUGAUUCCUGAAUUCUUCUUCCUGCCCGAGAUGUUGGUGAAUGCAAAUCGCUACCGACUAGGCCAACAGGAAGAUGGAACGGCAGUUGGCAACGUUGAGCUUCCACCAUGGGCCUCAUCUCCAGAGGAGUUUGCUCGAAUUAACCGGAUGGCCCUGGAGUCUGAGUUUGUUUCCUGCCAGUUGCACCAGUGGAUUGAUCUAAUCUUUGGCUACAAGCAAAGAGGUCCAGAGGCUGUUAGAGCAACAAAUGUGUUCUACUACCUCACAUAUGAAGGCAGUGUAGAUAUGGACAGUAUAUCUGAUCCCGUCAUGAAAGAGGCCAUUGAGAAUCAGAUACGUAACUUUGGUCAGACACCAUCACAGUUGCUGAUGGAGCCACAUCCUCCUAGAAGUUCAGCAAUGCACUUGUCCCCAAUGAUGUUCUCUAGUGUGCCAGAAGAUGUAUGCAUGACUAUGAAGUUCCUGUCUAACUCUCCGGUAUGCCACAUCUCAGCCAACACCUAUCCUCAGUUACCGCUCCCGUCUGUGGUCACUGUGACUACCAGUCAGCAGUUUGCUGUUAAUCGCUGGAAUUCCAGCUAUGCAGCUUCUGUGCAGUCUCCAAGUUAUGCUGAUACACCACAAACACCAACAGCCAAUUUGCCACUUUCAAUGGAUCCUGUUCUUUCUCAGACAGGAAACAGCUCAAAUCCUGCACAGCGGCGCCAUUUGGGUGACAAUUUCAGCCAGAAGAUCCGAAUCAGGUCAAACUGUUUUGUUACAACAGUGGAUAGCCGUUUCCUUGUUGCAUGUGGCUUUUGGGACAACAGUUUUCGAGUAUUCUCCACUGAGACAGCUAAAAUUGUGCAAAUAGUUUUUGGCCACUAUGGCGUGGUGACUUGCCUCUCCCGGUCUGAGUGCAACAUUACGUCAGACUGUUACAUCGCAUCGGGUUCUGCUGACUGUACUGUUCUGCUGUGGCACUGGAAUGCUCGGACCCAGACUAUUGUAGGUGAAGGUGAAGUGCCUACACCUCGAGCCACCUUGACAGGUCAUGAACAGCCUGUGUCCAGUGUUGUGAUUUCGGCCGAGUUGGGGCUUGUGGUGUCGGGAUCUCACAAUGGACCGGUUCUGGUACACACAACAUUUGGGGACCUCCUGCGGUCUUUAGAACCACCACCUGGUUUUCUGUCACCAGAGAACAUUGCCAUGUCUCGUGAAGGUGUCAUUGUUGUGAACUAUGAACGUGGUCAUGUGGCAGCAUUUACCAUUAAUGGCAAGCGACUGCGACAUGAGUCCCAUAAUGACAAUCUCCAGUGCUUAUUGUUGAGUCGAGACGGAGAAUAUCUUAUGACUGGUGGUGACAAGGGCAUUGUAGAAGUCUGGCGGACUUUCAACUUGGCUCUGUUGUAUGCAUUCCCUGCAUGUGACAGCAGUGUGCGCUCCUUAGCACUUUCACAUGACCAAAAGUUCCUACUGGCUGGACUUGCAACAGGAUCUUUGGUUGUAUUCCACAUUGACUUCAAUAGAUGGCAUCAUGAGUUCCAACAGAGGUACUAAAGUAUCAUUGUCUGGUCCUGGCUAUGCUUCAGUAAAACCUGUUGUGUGGUUACUUUGUCACAUGUCAGCCAGAAUUUAUUUUGAUAGAGCUAAUUUUCACAUAUUUUAGUUGUUUUUUGUUUAAUCACAAGUCCCUUCAUAUAGUGUGGCUUGAAAUAUGCAAUGAAUCCUUUUUGUCCACCAAGCCAUUGUCCAGUCAAGAAAUACAUUUACAUACACCUGUAGACAAACACAUUUAAAUCCUCAAAGGAUCAAUUUUAGUACCUCAUUAUGAUUAUGGUUCAUAGUUACAAGUGCUACAUUUCAUAUUAAAGUAAUGGUAAAAAUAAGCAGCUCUACAACUUUCAUUGAAAGUCACAUAAGUUGUUAAAACAUACCUCUGUGUGUGUGAACAAACAGAUUCAUUCAGUUUGGUUCAUAAUUGUAUCAAUGGAGAAUAUUAAAAAUAGACAUUUUAUUUAUAAUUUUUUCUGGCUUUUGUGCACUAAUUAAGUUCAUCCCAAAACAUGGUAUUCAAUUGGAUUUGAAUCUAGAGAAAUUGGUGGCCUUUCUAUAGAUAUGAUGAUUUUCAUCUCUAAGAAAUGUGCAAGUGAAUCUGCUAGAAUGAAAGGCAGUAUAAUAAUACAGAAAUGAACAUGAGAGUUCAUUAUUGUUACCAAUUGUAAUGAUGCUGUAAUUUUACACUACUUGUACAUUCUUUUGGGGAAAACACAGUAGCUUCUGUUUUAAUUGAAAUAAUGAACAAACUGUAAACACUAAUUAUAAGGAGACCUAACAGUGAUCCUUUGAGCAUCAAAACUAUUUGUCUGCAUAUAAAUUUAAUGAUUAUAUUUGUUCACUGGUUAUAAUAGGUUUAUUUUUCAAGAUAAAUAUUAUUGUAUGUCUUUUGUUUACUGAAGUUAAACCAACUGAUACUUAUGCUCAGUAUGAAUUUGAAUUUUAGUAUAAUAUUAUCACUAGUCAGUAUAUCUGUUGAGCCAGAGUGUUUCAUUUCCACAUCUCUUUAUAUAGAAUUAUUUUCAUAUUUCAGGAGUAUGAGUAAAAUACAGAUGUAAACAGUUUUGAUGAACACUUUUUAAAAAUAGUAUACAAAUGAUAAGGAUUCUUCAUUGACCAUUCUUGACACAUUUCCUUUUCAUGUUGUUUUACCUGUUACCCCUCAAAUAAACAUGGAAGACUUUCAUUUGUUUCAUUGCAAAACCGUGAGUAACCCUUUUUUUUUCUUUGUUCACAUUACUUUCUGACCAGAACCUGAAAUAUUACCACUCCAGUAUAUGGCAGAAAUGUAUGUUGUUCUCGCACUGACCUCAUGCACUCAAUAAUAUCGGAAACAUGUUACAAAAAUCAUUGGCACAGAGUGUAAUAAAAAUUAGUGAUGUGAGGGCUCUGACAUCAUUGGGGGAAUGAAGGUUAAUCUGUGAGAAAAGCAUCAAAAUUAGUUCCUUUGAAAUAUAUAUGCAAGGGUUUUUAAUAGUGAUAUCUAAGUGCAAGUUUCGAUUUUCUAUGUACAAGCAAUAUGGCAUCAAAAGUUUGAUCUUUCACUAAUUGAAUAUAUUUUAAAGAUUAAUUUCUCUCUGACUUGAUAAUGCCAUCAGGUAUGUUUAUGUAACAGCAGCCUGUGCCCUGGACGAUAACUAAGACUCAUUUGUUGAUGGCUUCAAGCAAUUUCUUUUUUGUCAGUCAGUAUUGUUACUUGCAAAGAAAGCUGGAGGGCGUUCAUUGUCUGCAUGAACAGUGGACUCUACUGAUUAUGUUUCUGAAUUUAACAGUCCUUGCAUUUUAUAUACGGCCAUAAAAUGAUCAAAAAAUGAUAGAAGUUAUUUUUAUGACACAGCCCUCUUAUCUCUGAAAUAUUUUACUUUUGUUGUUAAAUACUGUAAGUGUACAGAAUAUACAGUAUUAAAGCUGCAGUGAUGAUUGGCUUUGUUAUGUUCAUGACAGCAGAAUGGGACAGUUAAUGGAAGCAGAAUUGACUUGCAUCAUCAGUAUAUAUUUGUUGCGUAAGGCUGAAGUUGGGCAGUCUUUUCAGUAUCUUUUUAACUGAGUGAUUUUCAUGAUAUGAAAUGUAAGAUAUAACUGGCUCAUAUAUUGCAAUUUUACAUUCACUGAUAAUAAUUUUUAUAUGAAUUUGGUCAUUUUGUAUGCAGAUUUACAUGAGUGAACAUCAUGCAAUCGAAGAAAUGUGAUUUUUUUUUCUUUUUUUGUUGCUGUUGUGGUUGUGUUGUGGUUGCUGUUGUGAUAGUUUUUUUUUCUUCCCUGACUACCAGUAGUUAACAAAUCGUAUAUUAGCUGAUGUCCGUUCAUGUUACUGCCGUGUUUCAUAUCAUAAGCUCAUUGUUACAUUAAUUUGGGCAUAGAUAAAUAAUAGAUAAGAAUUAGUAGUAUUUUAUUUUUAUUUUAACAUAGUGCAUGAUGGUUUUGAUUCAGAGUAAUUUCAUUACCUGAUGGUUUUGAUUCACUAUAAUUUAAUUGACAUACUGCACAACACACUUCUGUUUCAUAGUAGGGGUUUCUUAUUUUGCAGCAUAUUUUUUUUUCACAUAAAAAUUAUUAAUUGCAGUGAGGCAUUUUCAGGGACCUGUCAUAUAGUGACUUAAAGGUAUGAGUGCACUUUUUUUAUUCUGACAUAAAAAUUAUUAACUGCAGUGAGGCAUUUUUAGGGACCUGUCAUGCAGUGACUUAAAGGUAUGAGCGCAUAACAAUCACUAGCUGAUAGAAUGGUGGUGGUAUAUCAGUAUUUUUGUCUAAAGUUACCAAAAUUUGGAACCUGUUUUGUUCAGUUCUUGUGAUGACAAAGUAAUAUAGUGAGAUGGUAUUUAUACAUUCCAGAUGCUAUGUUUCUGUUGCAGUUUGACCAAAGCUUCUUGCUUAUGACAAGACUGGUUAACCAUUAUCAUGACUGAACAUGUAACAACCGUCAACUCUUGAUCAGAAAACAUAUAUAUUUAUUUUAAAUAUAUGUUGUCAAUUAAAACAAAAAGUACUCAUCAUAAGGCAUUUGGAGUUCUGAAAACUUUCAUUGUAUAUUUAAGUCUAUAUAUGUGUGACUGCAUGGGGACCAUCCUUGUAUGUUUCAUACCAUACUGCUAUUCAGUUGUGAAAAACACCAUUGUUAUUGACUUGGAUGAACUGCUGCCUUAAAUUAACAUGAAACAUGAAUUUCAAGCUUUUAAUGUUCUGUCUUGAAUUCUGAUUUUUUUCUUGCUUUGUAAUGUGAUACAUCUGAAAGAAUAUUGAGAUUGAAACUGAGAAGUAUUACUACUAUUACACGUGUACUUAAAAGUAUCUGCCAGUGUACAUAAUUAUUGUUGCUUCAUUUUCAGAACAUCAAAUACUUUUUUGUACAGAGACUAUAUUGUUUUGUUCUCUCACAAAAUGAUUCAGCUAGAGAUAAUGUCUAGGAGGCAGAACACUGUAUGAUAAAAUAAUGCUCUUCAUAGUGCCGCAUAUCAUCAAUUCUUUGUUAAUAUACUGAUACUUACAGUUGCAGUUAUAGGCAGGGACCUCAACUCAUAUGUUCACCAAUUUCUUGUAGCACAUAUAGGCAUGGAAAAGUACUUACUACUAUUUUGUGAUUAUUAGAGGUUGACUUCAAAUUACUCAACCAAAUUGAUUGCUCAGAAAAGGCACUGUGUUGCAUUAUGCUGCUACAUAUAAUUGUAGAUCUGUUCCCACAAGUUGGGACAUCCCUCCUACCCUCCUCUAAUUGUGCGUAAGCAGCAUGACUCUUCCACCUGCUGGGAAUCGCAGUUUCAAUGAAAGUGCACUUCACGCAAGAGGUGAAAUAUGUGGAAAGAGAAGUUUAGUCUUUAUUCAAUUGGCAGCAGAAAACAGGGACAAGAAUCAUACUCUUAGGUGCACUUCACCAUCAUUCAUAUGAAUUGUAUGUAUUGUUCGCACCUGGACAAGGCAGUAGUGACUAUUUAUUUUCCCUGCUGCAAGAUUGUGGACUGCUGCUUUUCUCCAGCCAAAUAUAGCAGUAAGACCUUGCGUUCAACGUGUUAUGCGUCACUCAUCUAGUCACUCUAAUGUGCGCACUCACUCAGCUUCGUUUUUGAGCAAUUCCCUCCAGACUGAAGAAGAAUUUAUGUAAAUUAUAUACUGUCCAUUUUACAUUGCAAGAGAGAACUUCUUAUUGUAAAUAAGAGAAUGAAAGCAUCUAUCUUAGAGUGCAGCACAGAAUUUCUUUCCAGUUUAUUUUUUUGAAUUAUUAUUUUGUAUAUGUGAGUUUGAUGUUGGCAAUAAUAAUUGAAAGAAAAAGUAAUCCGGUCCAUAUUUUGUCAGCUAAGUACAUUUUCAAGUACUUAAUGUACAUGUUGUAAUCUGCAAACUUACCUGUACUACAUGUCUAAUUAGAGGUUUAGUUAAUUGAGAUAGCACCACUGCUUGUAACAAAUUUUGUUCUAGAGAAUAACUAUAGGGACAUCAUACCUUUUGUAGUUUCAGGCAGAUUAGCUGGAACAAUUUAUCAUUCUUUUGGUAGAAAAAUACUUGCAGAAUAGCUUUACUUGCCUGAGGCAAUGGGCGAUUUUGUUGUAGCUGAUGUAAAAAGACAAGAGAAGCCAGGUAUCUGCCAGAUCAUGUGUGCAGAAUUCAAACCUCUGAGAAGGGCAUGCAAACAGGAAAGUGAUAAUAAUAAGAAUAAUUUAAAGCUUUUCAUAAAGUAUGUGUGUAAUGUUUCCUAGCUCCACAUUGUUGGUUUGGGUCCUGCCUGUACUUAAAUACAUGUAGUUGUACAAUUUAUGGAAAUUAAGAAAAAAAUAUAUAUAUUGUAUUGGGGACUCCUGA
Molecule: messenger RNA, 7079 nt
Organism: Cryptotermes secundus
Lineage: Eukaryota; Metazoa; Arthropoda; Insecta; Blattodea; Kalotermitidae
Product: neurobeachin
Exons: 18
Coding region: 165-2291 (708 amino acids)
Biological process (GO): intracellular protein localization
Cellular component (GO): membrane; cytosol
Molecular function (GO): protein kinase binding
Source: RefSeq, a predicted model, not a curated record